AUGUCUGACGAACCAUCCAGUUCUCCCCUGAGUCCCCUCACCUCCCUCGAUUCUGAAUCUGAAGGACCGCAGCUCACAGAAGAUACUCGCACCACCCAAGUCCAACAAUCCAUCGCCGAUACAGUUGUCUCUUCAUCUAUUACCUCUUCUUUAGUUGAAGAUACGCCAAUGAAGACCAGCGCCAAUGGUGGCGAAAACGGGUUCGCGACGGUCAAGCUCGAAGAAAAGGCGAUCAAAGCGGAGCUCGAGGGCGCCAUCUUUUUCCUGGAUUCGCUCGCAGACAACGUCUUCGUCGGACGGGUCGCUUCAGACAAGAAGAUCCAACGUUUCUUGGAGAAAUCCAAACACUACGACUGCCAGAGCAAGACAUGGGACGUUCCCAACACUGGGAGAGAGCCCGAGCUCUACAAGCCGCAUCUCGCUAUCAUCCACUCUAUCCUGAAGUUCUUUGGCUACACAAAUCACGACAGGCGAUCCUUGUACGACACUCACGCGAAAGGAUUGUCCCAUGAGGCUGCCGGCAAUGGCAAAACAUUGAAGUCGUCACCGGACUUCAUGGUUAGAGGAAGUGGGAAGAACUACCCAAAAGAACGACCCAAGGAGAACAAGCAAGCAGUAUAUCCCAAUUGCGUUUCACCGAUAGAGAUCAAGACAGAGAGUAGCGUUUCCUUUAUGUCCGACCUUUGUCAAGUCGCGGUUUAUGCAAGGGAGUGCUUCGUCUCACAGAAAAAUCGAUACUACGUCCUUUGUCCCAUCAUCACUCAAUCUCACUUGCAACUCUUCAUAUUCCACCGCAGCGGUGUACAUCAUUCGCGCCGAAUCGACAUUCACAAGGAGCCUACUCUCUUCGUGCGCAUCAUCCUUGGGGUUUGUUCGCUUGACGAUGCUCUCGUUGGCUUCGAUACGAGAGUGUUCUAUGACUCGCAAGGCAAGAGAUUCAUCACCGCUGUCGACGAUGACAACAAGCCUAUCACCUAUGCCUUGGAUGAGUUCGAGGCCCUUUUUACUCGCCGGAGUAUCAAAGGCCGGGGAACUUGCUGCUGGAGCGCACAGGGUCGAAGGCACCAUCUCCUUGUCAAAGACUCAUGGCAUCAUCCUUCACGCACCCCGGAGACCAUCUUCUUGGAGGCGCUGGUUGAUCUCGACGGUGUCGUCCAGAUGGUUGCCUACGAAUCGGAUGGGACAAAAAUAUCCGAAUUCCCUGUGUUCGAUUGGUUGUCGGACGAGGAGAAGGAGCAGAAUAUCCGCGACCGUGUCUUUUCACGUGUGGUCCUUCGGUGGUCUGGCCGUGGGCUCACUAAAUUCGAGUCUCGCAUGGAGAUACUGACCACUCUUCGCGACGCCAUUGCCGGUCAUCAAAAAAUGCUAGACAAAGGAAUUCUUCACCGAGACGUCAGCAUCAACAACGUCGUCAUUGGAAAACAUCGCGACAAGGGCAAGGUCGGCACCCGUGGGGUCCUGAUUGACCUCGACAUGGCAGUCUGGACCGCCCGGAUGGAAAGCCUCCGUGGUAAAGACUUCAGGACGGGAACUCGCGCCUACCAAUCAGGCAAUGUUCUAUACAGCUACUUCGAGCCAUCCAAAUGUCGGCCUCACAGUCAUCUUGACGAUCUUGAAUCAUUCUUCUAUGUUUUGUGCUGGAUAUGCUUUUCUUACUUGGGCGUCAGGAAGAAGCUACCAGGGACCCCUCCUAUCCUAGCAGACUGGGAUGACGAAGACCCCAGUCGAGCAUUGCGAGCCAAGAAGUCUUUCUACUUUGACUUGGUGCCCGUUGCGGUGGUGCCGGAUUUUUUUGGAGAUCCCUUCCGAAAUCUGUUGCAAAACCUCCAGUCCUUCUUCAGGCCGCUCAUCCCCGACCUUAAGACCACGCCUCGUCCUCUCGCUGAGAUCCUUAAGACCUCUGAUGAAGAUUACAAGACUAUUCUCAAGAUGUUUGAUGACGCGAUCGAGGAGGCGUCUGGUGCCCGAGAAGUUCCAGCCGCACCGCCUGCAACUCCAACGCGGGAACCGGCACCUCCACCCCCACUGCCUCAGGCAAGUCCUUCCAGGGAAUCUCGCAACGUGAAUAACUCCUCUUCGUCUUCCUCUCGGAAGCGCGGCUCCGGAGAGGUCGAUCAUGUCGCGGAUGCUGCUGAUAGCCCCAGGCAGAAGAGGCGAAGGAAGAGUUAUAAACCCAAGACCCCUUCCAGCCUUUCACAAUCUAUUGGACCAUCACAAGAGGAUGACAACGAAGACGAUGAAUGA
Molecule: messenger RNA, 2244 nt
Organism: Cyclocybe aegerita
Lineage: Eukaryota; Fungi; Basidiomycota; Agaricomycetes; Agaricales; Hemipholiotaceae
Source: the annotation of a GenBank genome assembly